GCUCUCCAUCCAAACUGGCUGCCAGAGGGGUGCAGGGAGCUGGUGGCUCCCCAGGGAGCCCUGGGGGCUUUCUCUGGCCCCGCUCCGAGGGUCUGGGAGCCCAGCUCGGGGUGCAGCAGGUCCUUCCCCCUCUGCUCCGGUGCCACGUUCGCAGUCCCCCGGGCUGGAGCUGGGGAUGGAGGGGGCCGGGAUUGUCCCUGUGGGAGCACUUGGCCCUCGGGGAGGGGAAGAGGGCAGCGGUAAAAAUAACCUCUGGGCCAGCUCCAGCCCAUUGUGGCUUCCUGCGAUUUACAGCCCUUCCCGGGGGGAAGAGGCAGGCACCGGCCAUCUCGGGGCUGGCUUUGACCCUUUCGCCGCCACCGGAGAAGGUGCCAGAAGGACCUUUCCUGCCUGGGCAGGAUCCUGGGGAAGGGGAUUGUGGUGGGCUCCUGCUCCUGAGCGGCCCCCAGCACCCUGGGAUGGGUGUGGAAGGAGAAGCUGCUGGAGUGGACAUGGUUUCCCUGCCCCACUGCUGACCCGCGAGAGACUCGGAGGCAAAAAUCUCUGCUGCAGAUCCCGAAAUCCCGGCCGGGUUCCCGCUGCUGCCGGCUCUGGGCUCAGUUUGCCGCGGCAGCCAGAGGGGCAGGAGCUGCGUGAGACUGGAGCAUCCCAUCCCUGCAUCCCAUCCCUGCAUCCCUGCGUGGGCUCAGGGCUGAAUCCAGGAGCCGAGCGAAGCUUCAGGAGCCUCCCCAGCUGCCACACCGGACCUGCCCGGCCACUCCGAGGGGAACAGAGCGAUCAGCAGCGCCGUUCCGGGGCGAUGGUGCCCUUGGGCAGCCCCAGCCUCGCCGUCUGCGCCUCCAGCAACCUGCGCCUCAUGGCCCCCGGCCGCGGCUCCCCCCUGGCCUGGCUGAACCGGAGCCCCGAGUGCCCGCAGGGGCCGGGGGGCAGCGGGGGCCGCAGACCCAGCGCCGUGGAGCGGCUGGAGGCCGACAAGGCCAAGUACGUCAAGUCCCAGCAGGUGAUCAACAGGCGGCAGGAGCCGGCGCUGCGGGGCUCGCCCCGGCUGUCCCCCCACGGCCGGCGCCUGCUCGCCCGCCAGCAGUGCAACGAGCUGUGUCCGGGCUCGGAGCUGGGCCGGGACGGGCCCCGGAAGCUGCCGUGCCCGCAGUCCCCCGUGUCGCGCCGCAGCGGCAGCCGGCGCCUGCUGAGACCCGACUCGCUCAUCAUCUACCGGCAGAAACGGGACUGCCUGGCCGGGGACAAGGAGAACACCAAGGGCUCGGGGCUGGUGCGGCGACUCUUCCAGGGACCCCUCAGAGACAAACCCCCCAGCUCGCCCCCUGCCAGGGCGCUGGGCGAGGGACCGCCGGCCCCCCAGAGCCCCGAGACCCCCAUGCUGUGGGCGCCGGCGGAGAAGGAGGAGGCGCGGACGCCGGGAGGCAGCAGCGGCGGUGACGGCGGUGGCAUCUUCCCCGUGCCCGGCAGCCCCGCGGCGCAGCCCCCCGGUGCCCCCGGGAAGGAGCCGCUGGCUCUGCGAGUGUCGCUGCCGCUCUCGGAGAAGGAGCGCUUCUUCAACUACUGCGGGCUGGACCGGGCGCUGGUGGAGCUGCUGGGCCGGGAGCGCUUCGGGCCGGCGGGCUGGGACAACGCCUCGGCCCGGCCCCCCGGCUCCUGCGAGUCCGAGCCCGAGCGGGCCUCGGGGGGCAGCGAGGGGGACGCGGGGCCGGGCGAGGAGGAGCCGGACGUCCGGCUGGGCUCCGCCGUGUCGGUGGUGGAGCGCAACGCCCGUGUCAUCAAGUGGCUCUACGGCUGCCAGAGAGCCUGGGCGGCUGCCAAGGAGUCCACGGUCUGAGCGGGGACGGCCUGGCCGCGACGAGGACACCCGUGUGGCUCCCGCUGGCUGGACGUGGCCCCUCGCCCUCGCUGGAUGUGGCCCACGGGCUGGUGGCAGCCAUGGCAGUGGGGAUGCUGCAGGCAGGGAGAACCACCAGGUCCACAGGCUGAGUGUGGUGAGGGCACCCGAGGGGCAGGUGAGGAAGGGACACCCCCGGGUGAGUCUCUCCAAGGCCUCAGGGCCACAGGAUGCUGUCUCCCUGCUGUCCCCCAUCAUCUCCAUCCUCCCUGUCCCCUGCCCAGGAGGGUGGGAUGGGCCUGCAGUCCCCACUGACCACCCGUGUCCUGCUCCAGCUGCAGCCUGGGGGGUGGGCAGAGCCCGAGUCCCCUGUCGUGGGCAGUGCCCACCCCACAGCCCCCUCCUCCCCAGAACAGGGGCUGCUGGGGCCAGAGCAGCCCUCAAUAAAUCUGUUUGGG
This is a messenger RNA of Corvus hawaiiensis (hawaiian crow), 2292 nucleotides long. RefSeq names its product family with sequence similarity 110 member D (gene FAM110D). Lineage: Eukaryota; Metazoa; Chordata; Aves; Passeriformes; Corvidae. The record is from RefSeq and is a predicted model, not a curated record. Bases 176 to 1834 code for a protein of 552 amino acids. The transcript has 3 exons.